Messenger RNA from Geodia barretti, 1068 nucleotides. NCBI's taxonomy places the organism in Eukaryota, Metazoa, Porifera, Demospongiae, Tetractinellida, Geodiidae. The record is from the annotation of a GenBank genome assembly.
AUGGAAAUUCUCGAUAGCAUGGCGCGAUUCGGACAUGAACAGGUUGCAAUGUACAACGACCCGAACACUGGACUACGGGGAAUUAUCGCCAUUCACGAUACGACGCUGGGGCCCUCAUGUGGAGGCACCCGAAUGUGGCCCUACGAAAGCGAGACUGAUGCACUGGCCGACGCGUUGCGUCUGUCCCUGGCCAUGACCUAUAAAUCCGCGGCGGCAGGAUUGAACCUCGGCGGCGGAAAAGGCGUAAUAAUCGGCGAUCCCCGCACUCAAAAGUCUGAAUCCCUAUUGCGAUCAUGGGGACGCUUUGUAGACACCCUGGGCGGCAGAUACCUGACCACCACCGACGUGGGAACGAACGGACGCGACCUGGAGUCAAUCCACCAGGAAACCAGGCACGUGGUGGGGUUGGACGUGACUCUGGGUGGCAGCGGCGACACGUCUAUCAUGACCGGCCUGGGUGUCUACAUGGGCAUAAAGGCAUGCGCCGGCGAUGCGUGGGGCAGCGACUCGCUGCGUGGCCGCACCAUCGCGAUGCAGGGAUUCGGAAAAGUUGCAUCCCACACGGCAAAACAUUUGCUGGACGAAGAUGCGCGAGUCAUAGCCACCGAUAUCAGUGAAGAUGCGCUGGGCAAGGCAAAGAGCAUGGGGGUUCAGGUCGUCGGCGCCGAAGAAAUCUUUGACACCCCAUGCGACAUCUUCGCCCCGUGCGCUUUGGGCGGUGUUAUCAACAAGGAUUCGAUCCAACGUCUAAGCUGUCGAAUAGUUGCGGGUGGGGCCAAUAACCAACUGGCAACGGAGGCAGACGGGGAAGAACUGCAGCGACGUGGUAUUACUUACGCUCCCGAUUUCUUGAUCAAUGCGGGUGGCAUUAUCAAUGUGUCAACCGAGAUCGGACAGCCUUACAAUCCGGACCGAGCCCGUCAACAAACCGAACGCAUCUACGAACAGAUGUCAGCGGUGUUGACGACCUCCCGCAACAAAGAGAUAUCCACCGCGAGAGCCGCCGAGUUGCUGGCCGAAACGCGCCUUGCGGACGUUCGCCGCGUGCGCGGCAUUUUCCGCGGUUAA